Molecule: messenger RNA, 8128 nt
Organism: Anopheles coluzzii
Lineage: Eukaryota; Metazoa; Arthropoda; Insecta; Diptera; Culicidae
Gene: S1P
Product: membrane-bound transcription factor site-1 protease
Exons: 10
Coding region: 808-5013 (1401 amino acids)
Biological process (GO): proteolysis
Cellular component (GO): Golgi apparatus
Molecular function (GO): serine-type endopeptidase activity
Source: RefSeq, a predicted model, not a curated record
CGCAAACACCCGUCUGCCCUGCCCCUCGCAGCAACAACACUACAACACACAGCUCUCGCUUGUUUUCGUGCAAUAAGAAACACGGAAAACGGGCAAAAUCGUGCCUGCGUGACAUGAAAUAGUGCAAUUUUUUCAAGGAAACCGUUUGGCAACCCACUCAUACUGCAGAGGGGAGGGGAUUGUGGAGGCAAAGCCAGUGAUCGGUGCGUGAAAACUGUUCGCUUUCUGUGUUUUUGUUGUGUGAAAAUGCGUACCCAGCUCGGCUGCUGGCAAUGCGUAGAAGGAAAAGCCUGAAAAGUGCACCCACUGGGUGGGGAGGUGAUUUAGUGCAAAGUGUGUUAAACUAAGGAAAGGAAACAUUCUCUGUUCUGGAUGGAAGACAAGAAAAGGUGAAACGGUGAAAAGGUUCCAUUGAGAAAGAAGCCGUAUCUUCUGUGUGUUGUGCAGUGAAAGUUCCAGUGCAGCGAGGGGAAGGAAAAUGUAAAAUGCCUAAGCACCCUCUCGCAUCGUGAAAGUAAGACGAACAAGAAGAAAACGAGCUCAGGAAGCAAAAACGUUCCUGUAAACAUAUACCCCCGUCGUACGCAAAAACAAUCAAGCUCGCCAGAAAUAUCGGUCCCCGCGGAAAAGAAAAUCACAUCAACACACACACACGCACAUACACACACACCCCCCAGCCCUAAAUGUAUCGUUCGUGGCACACACGUAACCCCCGCACGGUACAGCCAGAUGGGAUGUUGUGGUGGGGUGGCUUGUGCUAGAAAAUAGGUUUUGCCGGUUGUUUACCGCACGGUUGUCGGAGAGAAGAUGAGAACCGGGCUCGGCAGGAGGCGGAAAGGGAAAGCCGGCGCUGCCGUCACCGUCGGACCGCCGCCGUUCCUUGCCGAUUGGGUAUUGUGGGUGGCGUUGUCGCUGCUACUGAUUGCGACCGCCGUCCGCACCACGAGUGUGUCACCUGGUGUUAAUAAUAGCUCCACCAUCCUAAAUCGACCCAGUCCCUAUCAACCCGGACACGAUGGGCAACGUUCUCCACUGGACAGUUUGGAAGGGAGUGGUGGUGGUGGUGGUGGUAGUACGCUGAGUUACAAUGCCACCGAACGUGAGGGCAACCGGUCCGCCACGACGUUCGAGCAGUCCGCAAAACCAUGCUGUGAUAGUAAUAGCACCGACCGGGCGCAGACGGCUUCUCCUUCCGCGAGGACGCACCGGGUAGUGAUAGAAUUUUCCACCAAAAUUGUCCAGAACGAGUACAUCGUCCAGUUCAACGGCUACUACAAACCGAAGGAGCGCGAAAGCUUCAUUCAAUCCGCCCUGAACGGAUCCAAGGUACAAAAAUGGCGCAUCUUGCUACGGAACAAUCCGGCACAGGAUUUCCCGAGCGAUUUCGACGUGCUAACGCUGGAGGAGGCGAUCGAAUUCGCGGACGAUGGGUUGGCGCUGCUUCGCACGCAUCCCUCCAUCAAAAGCAUAUCCCCCCAGCGGAUGGUGCAUCGUGCGCUGAAGUAUGUUCCCCUCCGGCAGUCGGACGCCCAUCAAGCCGAUGCGGAAGAGGAGCAGGAAGAAGAGGAGGAAGAGCUGCCAGAGCAGCCCGAGCCCGAGCUCGAGCUGGACGAUGCAGAAACGAACGAUUUUAUCGAGUUCAUCCAAAAGCGCCGCCUAACAACGGAAGCUAAUUCGUUUGCCCAGCCACCAGCACCACCGGCACCUCCGCCACAAUCCCCCAACCGGCACACCAACCGGCGGUUGCUUCGUGCGAUUCCACGCCAAAUAACGGCCCUACUGAAAGCGGACGUGCUGUGGAGCAUGGGCAUCACGGGGCAGGGCGUCAAGGUGGCCGUGUUCGAUACGGGGCUGGCCAAAUCCCAUCCACACUUUAAGCGCAUCAAGGAGCGCACGAACUGGACGAACGAAAAGACGCUGGACGAUGGCGUCAGCCACGGUACGUUCGUGGCCGGCAUUAUCGCCUCGUCCAAGGAGUGUUUCGGCUUUGCGCCGGACGCCGAGCUGCACAUCUUCCGCGUCUUCACCAACAACCAGGUGUCGUACACGUCCUGGUUUCUGGACGCGUUCAAUUACGCCAUCCUGAAGAAGAUCAACGUGCUCAACCUGAGCAUCGGCGGGCCGGACUUCCUCGACCAGCCGUUCGUGGACAAGGUGCUGGAGCUGUCGGCGAACCGCGUCAUCAUGGUGUCGGCGAUCGGGAACGAUGGCCCGCUGUACGGGACGCUCAACAAUCCGGGUGACCAGAUGGACGUGAUCGGUGUCGGCGGGAUGGAUUACGCCGACAACAUUGCCAAGUUUAGCUCGCGCGGCAUGACCACGUGGGAGCUGCCGUACGGGUACGGCCGCCUCAAGCCGGACAUUGUCACGUACGGGAGUCAGGUGAAGGGCAGCAACCUGAACGGUGGCUGCAAAUCGCUCUCGGGCACGUCCGUUGCCUCGCCGAUGGUGGCCGGUGCGGUAACGCUGAUCGCGAGCGGUGUGCUCGACCGGCCGGGAGUCGAUUUGAACCCGGCCUCGAUGAAGCAGGCACUGAUAGAGGGUGCGGAAAGGCUGGCGGACAACAACAUGUUCGAGCAGGGCCACGGGAAGCUGAACAUACUGCGGAGCAUGAAAGCGCUGGCAGCUUACCGGCCGCGCGUCACCCUUUCGCCGGCGUAUCUGGACUUUACCGAGGACUACAUGUGGCCGUACACGACGCAAAGCUUGUACUACAGUGCGAUGCCGGUGAUUGCGAACGUCACCAUCCUGAACGGGAUGGGCGUGUUUGGACGGGUGAUAAACCGACCCACCUGGCAUCCGUACAGCAACGAGCACGGUGAGCUGCUGAACGUUUCGAUCAGCUACUCCGAGCAGCUGUGGCCGUGGUCCGGCUGGAUGGCGGUACAUAUCGGGGUGAACGAGGCAGGGCGUGGAUUUGAAGGCAUCGCGCAGGGUCACAUCACGCUGACGGUACAAAGCCCGCCGCAGGGCGAGAACGAACGGGAACCCCGGAACGGCACGGUCAGUUUCGCAAUCAAAGUGCGCAUCAUUCCACAGCCGCCCCGGCAGAAGCGAAUCCUGUGGGACCAGUACCACAGUCUGCGCUAUCCGCCGGGCUAUCUGCCGCGUGAUAAUCUGAAAAUCAAAUCCGACCCACUGGACUGGCGAGCCGAUCACGUGCACACCAACUUUAAGGACAUGUACACGCACCUCCGCAACGCUGGCUACUACGUGGAAGUGCUCGGUGCGCCGUACACCUGCUUCAACGCAUCCCACUACGGCACACUGCUCGUGGUCGAUCCGGAGGAAGAGUUUUUCCCGGCGGAAGUUGCGAAACUGCGCGAAGACGUGCUCGAGCGGCAGCUGAGCGUGAUCGUGUUUGCCGACUGGUACAACACGUCCGUCAUGCGGCGGAUAAAGUUCUACGACGAGAACACGCGCCAAUGGUGGAUGCCGGAUACGGGCGGGGCCAAUGUGCCGGCGUUGAACGAUCUGCUGCGGGGGUUCGGCAUCGCGCUCGGCGAUCGUGUUGCGGACGGGUACUUUGAUAUGCGCGACCAUCGGAUGUACUAUGCGUCCGGGGCGAACAUUGUGCGCUUUCCCGUUGGAGAAGGCACGAUUCUGGUCGAGCGGGACCUGCUCGAUGAAGGGCUGGCGAUAACGCAACCGGACGAACCCCGCUCGAAGGUGCGGACGCGCACAGCCAUCCUGGGGAUGCUGCAAACCGAUCGGAGAGUGUACGCACGGCUACAGCCGGCAACGCCCAAUCCGGAAGGAGCGCCACCAUUGGCUCCACCGGACGAGCUGCCGGAGGAGUGGGAAGAGGACGGUGGGAAGAUCGAUCGGGACGCAAUCAUCAACAAGCGCAUCCUGCUGAGUGCUGCUGUCGGUGGUGCUGGUGGUGAUGUUGAGGAGGAUGAGGAUGUCCCAAACGAUGGCGGUGAGUUUAACCGGGACGAUGCGAUGAAUCGCGUGGAUGCCGGUGAGGAACCGCUGCCGGAAGACGACCGGGACGGUGAUGAUUUGGGACAGUUGCUGCGCGAAAGGACGAAGGCUGUGAAGCAGCACAAUUCCACAACGGCACGAACGGGUGGUCGUCCCGAGCUGCUGGCCGGUGGCCGGAUUGCACUGUACGGCGAUUCGAACUGUCUCGAUUCGACGCAUCUGGAGAAGCCGUGCUUUUGGCUGCUGGACUCGCUGCUGGAGUACACAAUGACGGCGCAUGUAACCAGCCUACUGCGAGAUUUAAAUGUCAGUCGGCAAGUGGAACAGAUCGAAGAAAACGUGAAGCUACCUCAGCGAAUGCCGAACAACAAUCUGCACCUGUACUCGAAAGUGCUGGUGGCUCACACGACAACGGGCGAGAAACGUCCCAUACCUGUGUGUCAACGGCUAGAGUGGGAAUAUCCGGUCACGCUGAACAUGUCCAGCUUAAGCUUCGGCACCGGUCCAAACGAUCAUUUACUCGUCCAGGAGCAGCAACAGCAGCAGCAGCAACAGCUUCUAGUGGUCCAACAGCGUCAACUAAAGCAAGGCCCACCGCAACCAAUCAUGCCGUUGGUGGGGAACGAGCUCGUCUACAGCAGCCGGGGUCGUAGAUUGGAAAGUCAGAAAGGUGGUAAUGCCGCACUAGGCGCCAACGAUGAACCAGACGUUCCCGGAUGGCGCAACAAGAAAACGGAUAAAAUCCCCCCAAACGCACCACCGAAUGGAUUCAACGGUCCAUCCGGUGCAUCACCAACGGCCGGCACACCGAUGGCGGUCGGGGUGAAGAUAAUUCCCCUUGCCGGAGGAUCCACGGAAGACGUUGACUACUAUGCGGAGAGCCGCGCCGGUGGUGGUGGUGGUGGUGGUUCGAAUGGAGAUCGUUCCAGUGGUACAGUUGGGGCGUUCUACUGGUUGGGCGGCUCGAAAGGUGCCGUAAUGUUGGCACUGUUCGCGUUGCUUGCUCUACUGAACUGGGUGCGCAAAACGAAAGGACUCACGAUCAAGCGACGGCUCAAUUACGUCUUCAAUAAGGUUGGCUUCUGAGGAGCUGAAGUACAGACACGGUUGGCUAUACCAAAAGAGACGAGCGAUAAGGCAACGAAACGGACCGGCUGGUAGUAGUGGUAGCUUAAGUUGGGGGAACAAGACUCGUUACACGGUAGGUGGUAAGGGAAGUAUUUGCCAGCUUUUCGUAUUAGGGCUCAAUGUUGUUUUAUGUUCUUGUUAUUCUUCGCGUCGUAGGAGAGGGCGGUUCUAGUUCACUUUUUAGCUGCAGUAAUGAACCUUUUUUUUAAUUUAAAUACUACUGUAUGUUUAGCCAAGGAGAAGGAAAUCAGUGCUGUUCUUCUGGUAGGUGUAUCUUGUUGAAGAUAUGGCAAUAGAAAAUAGGAGCCCCAAAUGAGCGGUGUGUGUGUGUGUGUAGAGAGAGAGCAACAGCAAAAGAUUAACAUACAUUAUGUCAAUCCGUAUUGGUGUGAAUGUGUUCCUAGCUAUUCCCCGCCACACGGGGAGGAACGCAAAAUAAAGAAGAAAAUAUUUUUAUAUUUUUAUAACGAAAACACACAAGCGUAAGGAUUGCUUUGAUUGCGAAACAGAACGAGAGCAAAGGAGACAAAAGAACAGUUGGACAAGCGAAAGAAAAGAAGUGAGGGAGAACGGAACAGUUUCUUGGAAUGUUUUGGAUCUCUGUGGAGUUGCCGUUGGGGUCAAACGGAUGGAUCAGUGUAUCGAUGGCAGCCAGUGCGAAAAGUUGUGAUGAAGCGGAACCAAGAGUGAACUUGCUGUAAAAAAAGUUGAAUCAUAUUGCUUUAAAGUGAACCAAGGCGAUCAUCAGAAGUGGAAAUUGCAACCAUUUUCUUUCAACAAUUUCCCUCCCAAUAACCCAACAACGAGUGAAGUAAGUUUUAGAGAGUAUUUACAUACAUUUAUUCUUCGUAGUAGUAGUAGUGGUGAGGUGGUUGUUCCCAAUGUAGGGUUGGUUGAAGCAAUGUAGUUUCUUUUAGAAAGUGCAUCACUUUAGAUUCCAUGGUUGUGUCGUUCUUUGGUAUUUCUUCUAUUUGCUUUGGUGGAUUGUAAUUGGCUCUAAUGUGUUCGUAUUCUGGGCAUUCAAUUGUCAGGUGUUUAACGGUGGCGUCCACUGCGCAAUUUGGGCAUAUUGCUGAGCUCUCGUUGUAUCGAAUGUGAAGAUGCGCGUGAUGCGGGUGUGUCCUAUCCUUAAUCUUAUUAUGGUUCUCUGGUAGCUGCGUGAAGGGUGAUCAUUCCAGGGAUCUAUUUUCCAUUGCAGUUUUAUCUGGUAAUGCAGCCACCGACGAAAGUUGGCUCUGGAUGACUUGUUGUGUUGUGAUACGGUGGAUGCGAAAACCAACGAAAGCUGAUGUAUUCGAUGUUGGGAAGUUACUCUAUAUGUUGGAUGUAGGGAUUGUUGAAGUUUCCGUGUUCUAUUGCCUCUAGUACCGGAGCGCUAUCGGUAAAGAUAACACACUCGGCGUUUUGAGGUGCUCUUUCUUCGGCUGCUUUGAUGACAGCUAUCGCUUCCGCUGAGAAGAUGGUGGUGGGACAAGGCAGUUUGAGUUGUAGGUUUCUGUUUUAUGUGUAUGCUGCACAACCGGCGUUGGGUGGUAGAACUGAUCCAUUGGUGUAAAUGUUGUAGUUUUUUUAGUAGUUAUCGGCUAUUUCGAUAAAGUGUUGUAUUACGACCAAUCUAUUGUUGUUAUGCUUGCUGAUGUGUUGCAUAGACCGGUCUAUCUUGUUGAUGGGAUUGUACCACGGUUUUUGCUUGUUUUUGUUGAUGUCAUGGCCUAUGAUAUGUCAGUGGAAGAACGCCGCAUUCAACUAGUGCUGCAUCGGUUGGACUGGUUCUGAAGCAGCCCGAUAUGUAAUUGACGGCCCGGUGGUACGGUGGAGCGAUUUGUUGGAUAAGAUCUGUGGAAGUUAGUGAGGCAAUCUCCGACCCGUACAGCAGCCGCGGCAAGAACCAGCCCUUUAGGACUGCCAACAGCGCUGGGCGAGGGGUGUUAUUCUGUGCCAACGUACGGAUAAUAUUUAAGCGAGGAUUUGACUUUUUGAAGCCGCUAUGGAGUUGGUCCACUGGUGUACUGGUUGUUGUAAUUUGCGUCGUGUAGUCUUGGCGUAAUGGAGUGUGGAAACCAGUAUGAUGUCGUCAGCGUAGAGAAAGGCAUUACUAAACCGGGGAACAGUUUCUCGAUUCGACACACCUGCACAGACCUGCUUUCGGACGCAGUGCUUUCGGACGCAGUGACAGCGAACGUCAGUGUUUUGCUGUGCGGUCGGUCGCUGGAGCACAUUGAAGGUAAACAUUGGAAAGGAAAGUUGGGAUAAGGUGCAGUGAAGUUGUGCUUGUUUCGAUGGGAAAGAUGAGGCUGUCUGAGCGAAUGGUUCAAAAUAAUCUACUCCCGUACUCGAAGGUGCUGGUUUGCUCACACGACAACGGGUGAGAAUGUGUGACAACGAAACGAGCUUCUGCCGGGACAGCAGCCGUACAAAAGGAAAUAUCUCCAUCUCUCCGUUUGGGACAGUUGCUGCGCGAAAGGACAAAGGCUGUGUAGCAGCACAAUUCCACAACGGCCCGAACGGGUGGUCGUACCGAGCGUUAUUUGUUUUAUUGACAGAAAACCUACCUCAGCGAAUGCCGAACAACAAUCUGCACCUGUACUCGAAAGUGCUGGUGGCUCACACGACAACGGGCGAGAAACGUCCCAUACCUGUGUGUCAACGGCUAGAGUGGGAAUAUCCGGUCACGCUGAACAUGUCCAGCUUAAGCUUCGGCACCGGUCCAAACGAUCAUCAAAGGAUAGUAAUGCUUCACUAGGCGCCAACGAUGAACCGGACGUGCCCGGAUGGCGCAACAAGAAAACGGAUAAAAUCCCCCCGAAAGCACCACCGAAUGGGCGGUCCAUACACGGUAGGAAGUAAGAGACGUAUUUGCCAGAAGGAAAUGGGGGCUAUUCUUCUGGUAGAUGUAUCUUGUUGAAGAAAAGGAAAAUGUUUAUGGGAAAGGUCCCCAAAUGAGCGGUGCGUGUGUGGAGAGAGCAACAGCAAAAGAUGAACAUACAUUAUGUCAAUCCGUAUUGGUGUGAAUGUGUUCCUUGCCCACACGGGGAGGAACGCAAAAUAAAGAAGGCAAUAUGUUUAUAACGAA